This is a messenger RNA of Chelonoidis abingdonii (Abingdon island giant tortoise), 2732 nucleotides long. It is a transcript of the gene FAM131A, whose product is annotated as family with sequence similarity 131 member A. Lineage: Eukaryota; Metazoa; Chordata; Testudines; Testudinidae. The record is from RefSeq and is a predicted model, not a curated record.
UGCGGCGAUGCGAGCGGGCUGCGCUCGGCUCCGCUCCCUGCCUAGCCGCCCCGGCCGAGCAUGGGCUGCAUCGGCUCCAAAGGCACCCUCGUGGCUGUGGACACGACUUUGCAUGUGGAGUGGAGUGAGGUGAAGGCCCUGCCUGCCCUCUCGCCCGUGGGGAGCACCAGGACGUCGCUGGUCCACAGGCUGGUUCGGCAGAGCUCAGUGGACAGCCAGGACUCUCUCGAGGUAAAUGUUGAAGACACUGUCGAAAUGUUACCCAAGUCCCGGCGAGCGCUCACAAUCCAGGAGAUCGCUGCCCUCGCCCGGUCCUCCCUGCACGGUAUCUCGCAGGUGGUGAAGGACCAUGUCACCAAGCCCACGGCCAUGGCGCAGGGCAGGGUAGCGCAUCUCAUCGAGUGGAAAGGCUGGUGCAAGCCCACGGACUCCCCAGUGGCUCUGGAGAGCACCUUCAACUCCUACUCGGACCUGAGCGAAGGGGAGCAGGAGGCCAGAUUCGCAGCAGGUGUGGCCGAGCAAUUUGCCAUUGCUGAAGCCAAGCUGAAGGCCUGGUCCUCCGUGGACGGGGAAGACUCCAACGAUGAAUCCUACGAUGAGGACUUUGGGACAAACACCAACAGCACCCAGCCAGCUGAUGCUGCAGGCCAGCUGCCGCCCGGCUCCUUCCUGAAGGAUCUCCUCCACAGCCACCUGUGCCAGCUCAGCGUCCGGCAGGGCUCCUGCGAGCCCGAGAGCGACUCCUCCCAGACCAUCUCCCCGGAGACCCUGUGCUCCAGUUUGUGCAGCCUGGAGGACAGCCUGCUGCUCAAGGAGCUGGGCUCGCCGGGCGAACUGGCCGCCAAGCUGCUGGGCUCCCUGGCCGGAGGGGAGGAGAUGCUCCUCUCCAAGCUGCCCCCUCAGACUGGAGAAAGUGCCUUCCGGAGCCUGGGACAGCUGGAGUGCCAGGACUCCAUGUACUCCAUGUCCUACACGGAGUCCUGCCUCUCGCCCACAGAGGACGACGGGCUGCCCUGCAAGGACUACCACACGGCGUGCAAGCUGCAUGGGGACAACUGCAGGGUCAGGAGGAAAGUCUCCGACGUGGCCUCGUCAGGGGUGGUGUCACUGGAUGAGGAAGAGGAGGAAGAGGCUGAAGAGCAGUGAACAGGCUUGGUCUGUGGCAUGCUUCACCUGCCAUCUCUGUCCCACUCCGUGACACCCCCCGUCCCCUCCAGGCCCCAUUCCCAGAACCAUCUGUUCUCCUUGUGGGCGAGUCCUGUCUGGGGAUGAUGUGAGCCUUAGCCGGGCAGGGGAGGAUGGUGGAAGGAAAACCCAGCACCCCCACUGGUGGAGACUGUUCAAGCCUGAGGCCUCGCGGCCGGCCGCCGGCUGGAUUUGCUUGCUGCGUCUCUCUCUCUCUCUCUCCCCUCGUCUGUUUUUUUGCAUGAGAGUGUUUUGGGGAAAACAAAAAACCUUGAAUUGGAGCUGACUGGACCUGACGCCAUCUGGGACGGUUCUGAACAUGUCCUGCACCCCACCUCCGAACCCCUGGGGAGGCACCUUUCGCUGUCCGGGUGGCAUGGCUAGUGCUGUUAUAGCAACACGUGUCUGUUCCUAAUGAAGAUUAACCAUCCUGCCGUGGCCCCCAAGGCCCGGUGCCCAGGCACACUGUGCUGGGCUGCUCUGUACUUGACUUGGGAGGCCGUUUUUCAACCCUUUGGCACAAAACCAGCUCUUUGCUUUUCUCGUACUGGGUUUUAUAUCGUGAACCGACUCAAGGAGACGGCCGAGGGCAGAGCAGGUUUGUCGGGGCGGAGAUGGAUAGGAUUUGCCAUCUCUGCUGGGACUCCCCCCUAGUGGGGGAGGGUGGGACGAGGGGGCACGGGCUGAGCUGUGGGGAGUGCGAGAGCAGAUCUUUUUCUAUAUUUUUGUAUGUUGUCUCUGUGUGGCCCUGGCUGGGAAUGUUGGGGGACGCUCCAGGGAGACGGGGGGCAGGGACUGGUACUAGCCCGACCUCGGCAAUGAAGUAUUAACUUAGCCAUUGGACAGCUUGGCAUCCAGAGAGCUGCCGCCCGGGACUGGACAGUGGGGAGAGCUCAUGUUCCCUAUGAUGGAGUGAAUCUGACUGAUCCCAGGGAUACUUUCUGCAUGCACAGCCACGGGCACACACCUGCGCUCCCACACGUGUGCACACAAAUGCAUGGGCACACGCAGACCCCCUCAUGCCUCCACUGUUCAUGGCGUGCCAUUGAGGGUGCCCAGCAUUUUACAGCUCCCCAUUCCCACCCCAGAGAGCUGACCCUCGGCUCCUGCCGCCAGGGCUGAGUUAGGGGCUGGAUCCAAAUGGGCUGUUUUCUGGGUUGGCUGUGGCUGAAAUCUCCUGGGAUUCCAUGCAAAGCCUCACCCCCCGGCUUGGGCUCAAACCUAGCCCCCAAAUCCAGCCCCGGCAGCCCUUCGGUCUAGCUCUGCGCACCACUGGGGCGCACACGCAGAUCUGAGCGCACACUCGUACACGACAGGGCCAAGGGCCUGCAAUGGGCCAGUGGGAAACAAAACCCAAAUCCCAGCUGUGGUGAGUGCUCCAGGUCCCUGUCCCGCUUGCUGAAGUGGGAGCCCCAUCCCCUCUGGCAGGGGGGCUCAGGCUGGCUCCAGGUGGCUGCAGCUUUUCACCUGACGGUUCAGGAAUGCUGAAGCUGGAACCCAGAGGAAAUGCAGGGGCCCGGCAGGGCCCGGGGGAAUCUCAGCCUUGC